AGUCAAACAACCCCAAUGUCAAAACUGACAGAUGAAGCGACUAGUGUAAUCAGUGAAUCGACUAAAGGUGCAUCAUCAUUGAUCCUUGUCCAAAUCAUAACCAAACUAUUCACAUUCUUACUCAAUCAGCUAUUAAUUCGAUAUGUCUCCCCCAACAGUUUUGGAUUAGCAACCUACUUGGAGUUCCUCAAUUCGACAAUCCUCUUCUUCAGUAGGGAAGGAGAACGACUUGCCAUUCAACGUAUAAAACCAAGUAAGGACACAACACGCACGUUUCAAAGCGUGAUCAACUUUGGAUUCUUGAGUUUGGCUGUGGGUGUGCCGAUCAUGCUUUGCAUUGGAUAUUGGCAAUGGCAUACCACCACAUUUCAAGAAUCCUUAUUGGUUUUGCCAUUCCAUAACUGGACAAUUACAUUGAUUUCGGGUCUGAUUUUAGUGGAAUUACUAAUUGAACCGGUAUACGCCCUCUAUCAAUUCCAAUUGGAUUUUGGAAAACGUUCAAAGUUUGAAGGGUUGGCUAUAUUCACAAGAUGUGUUACUACGUUUGUCAGUGUAUUGUUUAGUUCAAAGUAUGUUGACGAGUUCGAAGGUGCUGCCGUUGCGUCAUUUGCUGUGGGACAGUUUGCAUAUUCAUUUACGUUAUUUGUGAGUUAUGCAUUGGCCUUUGCUUCGUUCAAUAAGGUCAACAAUGCUCAUACGAAAUACUCACUUUAUAAGUUGAGGGAUGGUGACAAAUCAUACUAUUUCGACUCUGAAGUUUUUAACAUUUAUAAAGGAUUCUUUAUUCAGAUGAUAUUCAAACAAUUGUUGACCGAGGGAGACAAGCUUCUCAUAAACUACCUAUUUAAUGUUGAUCAGCAAGGUGUAUACGCUGUUAUUACAAACUAUGGCUCAAUAAUAGCCAGGUUAUUAUUCAAUCCAUUAGAAGAAUCAACCAGAUUACUAUUCUCAAGAUUAUUAUCAUCGUCGUCCGACACCUCGAAACAAUCAUUCACUUACCUCAAAUUAAUCCUGGUUUUCUACUUAAACUUCUGUAUAUUGGUGUUGUUUGCCGGAAUAUCCAAUGGCUCUUAUUUAUUACAGUUUAUUCUCCGAGGUAAAUGGACGCUGACGAACGUAUUUCAAUUGUUCCAGCAAUAUAUAGCCUACAUCCCUUUCUUGGCAUUUAAUGGGAUCCUCGAGGCGAUAUUCACCAGUAUGGCCAAUAAUCAAGACAUGAAGAAGUUUUCGACUUUUAUGACUGUGAUCACGGUAGUGAUUCUCCUUACGCUGUAUCUCCUUAUAGAACAACUAGAAAUGGGUUUGUCGGGCUUGAUACUUGCAAAUGUGAUUAAUAUGAGUUUGAGAAUUGCUUAUUGUUACCAACAAAUACAAACGUAUUAUGCAAGACAUGGGAUACAUUUUAAUUUGAUUAACAUUGUGAAAAGUACAAGCAGGGCAAUUGGAUCAGCUCUUGUGUUGGUGAUUGUGCAAUAUUUGCUUGUGUUUAAAGGGGUGGGCUUUACUACAAAGAAUUUUACCCAAUUGGUAUAUAGUGCUUUGCUUUCCGUGGUGCUAUUAGUGGUAUUGGCCUGGUUGGAAAGAAGAACGUUAAAGGGACCUGUCUUGGAUCUUGUAUCUCGAUUCAAACGUAAAAGUGAUUAGUUUAUAGAAAUAAUACAUAUAAUACUAAAGUUGCAAAAAAACAAUUCCUUUGCAUCAAAUGUGUGAAAUAUAUCCUCAGCUUAUCAAAAAUAUAAAAAAAAUUUCGAGUCGUCACACCAGAUAUUUCCAAAUCAUCACUAUAUCGUUUGUGCCAUCCGUUUCGCCUUCACCACGGGUAACAUACUGUGCUGAAUUGCUUCCCUCCAGUGAUAUUGUUACUCAUUACCUGAAUUUGAAAAGAGACUGAUUACUCGAGUCUUCAAAAUUCAUACCGCAGGAAUCGAACCGGACACGCCCGAGUGAAAAUAACCUGAGAAAUACUUCAAGCAGUGCGCUUCUACCAAAGACCAUCACAGUC
Messenger RNA from Spathaspora passalidarum NRRL Y-27907, 2002 nucleotides. Its product is annotated as glycolipid translocation protein. Bases 16 to 1644 code for a protein of 542 amino acids. Lineage: Eukaryota; Fungi; Ascomycota; Pichiomycetes; Serinales; Debaryomycetaceae. Gene Ontology annotation, biological process: glycolipid translocation; dolichol-linked oligosaccharide biosynthetic process. The transcript has a single exon. Gene Ontology annotation, cellular component: endoplasmic reticulum membrane. The record is from RefSeq and is a predicted model, not a curated record.